Blepharisma stoltei is the source of this 1206-nucleotide messenger RNA. NCBI's taxonomy places the organism in Eukaryota, Ciliophora, Heterotrichea, Heterotrichida, Blepharismidae. The record is from the annotation of a GenBank genome assembly.
AUGAAAAUUCAUAACCCGAUGUCAUCGAAACCAAAGAUAGGGAAUACAGUGAUAUACACCAGAAACCAAAGAACAAGCUUGACCCCAAAUCUUAUUGAGAACAAAUUGAAAACUCAUAGAGAGUUCACUGGAAAAGAUCUUACCAAUACUCUAGCCAAGAUUGCUACAGAUCGAAGCAAUGAAAAAGUGCCUUCAAGGCCCCUAAGUUCCAAAAAAGUGACUGAGCCUCCUUAUAACAUCGCCAACAUUUUUGCCACAGAAAAUAAUUAUUUAAAGAAGGCCAGAUCAAACUCUGCGAGACCUUCUAUUGAAUCCCCUACAAAGGAACUUAACGAUCUUGUGGACGGCGAUAUCAACGACUAUAUAAUUGGUCGGGCUCUAGGGCAGGGAGCUUAUGCUAUAGUCAAGCAGGCUGUAGAUAAACAAACCAAGAUGCAAGUUGCUAUUAAAUCUUAUGACAAGUCAAAACUUACUCAGCCUCAUCGGAGAAGGAAUUUGCGUAGAGAAAUCCAAAUCAUGCAGAAACUAGACCAUCCUCAUAUUGUAAAGCUUCACAAAGCCAUCAAAUCGACCCGACACAUUCAUUUGAUCCAAGAAUAUGUUGGUGGAUGCUCAUUGCAUUCCUAUGUGAAAUCAAGGCUGGUUAGAAAACUAAAUGAAGAAGAAGCUAAAAGGAUUUUCAAACAAUGCGUUUCUGCAGUCAAAUAUUUACACGAAAUGGAUAUUAGCCAUAGAGACAUUAAAUUGGAAAAUAUUUUACUUGACUCGAGCAAUAACAUUAAGCUGAUAGAUUUUGGAUUUUCGUGCAUUAUGCAAAAAGACCAGCCUUCGAGGUCUUUUUGUGGAACUCCAAGCUAUAUGGCUCCAGAAAUCGUGAAAAGAAAGGAUUUUUUUGGGCCUCCAGCUGACAUUUGGGCACUUGGAGUGAUGCUUUAUGUCAUUUUGACAGGGACCUUCCCAUUCAGAGGCACAAGUGAUAGAGAUUUAUUCAGAAAAAUUGUGCUUGGAAUCAGUGAAUUUCCUGACUCAAUACCUGCAAGAGCAAAGAUACUUUUGAAGAAAAUGCUAUCUUUGAAUCCUUCAGCAAGGCCAAAUAUAAGUGAAAUAGCUGAAGAUCAAUGGCUGAAAGAAGGUAAACAAGAGAAUCUAGAUACCACAUUGAAGUAUGUGAGUAAGCUUUGUAGAUCUCCGAGUGCUGAAAGGUAA